This is a messenger RNA of Lathyrus oleraceus (garden pea), 585 nucleotides long. RefSeq lists its product as uncharacterized. The record is from RefSeq and is a predicted model, not a curated record. The coding region runs from base 36 to 479 and encodes 147 amino acids. The transcript has a single exon. NCBI's taxonomy places the organism in Eukaryota, Viridiplantae, Streptophyta, Magnoliopsida, Fabales, Fabaceae.
AAAGAAAUUAUUACUUCAACCUUAAGAAAAACAAAAUGACGAGUACGAAACAUUUGUUGUUGGUGCUGUGUCUUGGAAUCUGUGUGGGAAUGUGCAGAUCAUCGGUGGAGGAUGUUGCUGAAGAGAACACGGAGUCUCUCUCUGAUUCGGCUUCAAGGGAAGCAAUUGGAAGUGAUGAUAUCAUCAGAAUGCCAAUUGAUAAAAUGCAAGAUACCUACGAGAAUGCUAAGCAAAAACUAAAAGUUUCGGAUAAGGCUUCAAAUGUAGCUCACAAUGAAGCAAAAGGUGGAAUGGAUUGUGGUGGAAAUCAUAACUAUGCCUUUGGUGUCUACGAUGAAGCAAAAGAUAAAGUCAGUGAAGCUUACAUGUAUGCAAAGAAUUCUAUGACUGAAGAGGCCAAAAUUAAAUAUGAAGCUGCAAAAGAAAAAGCUUCAGAAGCCACAGGAAAUCUUGGAGCUAAGAUGAGGAAUACCCCAUAACUCUAACAGAACCUCAUUAGUAUAACUUUCUCUUAGCUUUCAACAUACAUGUAUGUAGUUGCAUGUUGUAUAGUUAUUGUCACAUUAUGGGACCCUUUUCUUAACA